CUGGGCUUCUCCCAGAACACCAUAAAUCUUAGUGAGUUCUCCCAACUCUCUAACAACUGUUGUGUGUGUUGAAGUUCGUUGGAUGAUGUUUUGGCACAAACCAAUCAUCUCUGCGUGUUUGAUGAUCAGACAGAAGCAACGUCGUGGACAUGCGCACACGCAGCUGACAUGACCCAGCUCACCGUGGCGAGGUGGUGGUGAUGGUCUUGAAAGGCCAUGCACAAUACCAUCAACAGCCACAACCAGCAGUGACAGCAGUGACAGCAGUGACAGCAGCGACAGCAGCAGUGGAUGACACGACCACCAUCAACAGUCUGCAAGCCGGUUGAGCCAUGUGGGCACUGCAGGCGGCGUGCUGGCUGGCUCACAACACCCUCCUCUACGGGUCUGACCAUUGAUCGCAGCACGAGCACAGCAGACACCACCACGCUUGAUGAGCUGCUACACGGCGGAUGCAAGUGGAUCAGCGGCGUGGCUGCGGACGAUGACCUUUUCCUGCUUCGGCAUUCCAUGCAACUCGCAUUCCAUCCUCAUCGUCGAUCCAGCCGCAAGCGCGGAAAUACCUCGUCACCUUCAGGGGUACCACCAAGCCUGCUCGUUCUUGAUGCCAUGUGCAACCACCUCCCCAGGCUGCACAAUGGCAGGAACAUUGUGUUGGUGCGCGCGUGCCGGUGGUUUGGCGAAGAGCGCAUGGGCCGUGAGGGGGAAGGUAGGAUAUGACCCGUCGUGUACGCAGGCAGAAGAAGAGUUCAACAAGUACACGUACACGGAACUGGCACUGGAGACCAAAUUUUGGCUCAUCAUCAUGGCUGCGGGUGCCAUCCCCGUCAUUGUCGUCGAUCACUACGUGCUGGGGCACCACCAAGUCUGCUCGUUCUUGAUGCCAUGCGCAACCACCUCCCCAAGCUGCACAAUGGCAGGUGUUGGAUAUGACCCGUCGUGCAAGCAGGCAGAGGAAGAGUUCAACCAGUACACGUACACAGAGCUGGCGCUGGAGACCAAGUUUGGGCCCAUCGUGGAAGGAUUUGGCGACCACUCCUUCAGAUCAUGGCUGCGGGCGCCAUCCCCGUCAUUGUCGUCGACCACAACGUGCUGCUCUACCAGGACCUGCUCGACUGGGAGACGUUCAGCAUUCGCAUUCCCGAGCACAGGCUCCUCGAGUUCUUCAAGUCCCUCUCCAUCCAAGUGCACACAGCGCUGGAGUCUGCCAAGAUCAACCUGUUCAGCGGCGACAACGCCUGGCAGGGGGAAGAUGCAAGUGGAAGGGCUGGCGUACGACACGCCCAAUGAGACGCCACACGAUGUGAUGCAGGAGUCUGUAUGGUGCAACACCCCCGCCCACCGACGAAAGGCGGCCAAGGAUAAUGCCCCCAUGUGAUGUGUUUGCGACGACGAUGAGGGUGAGGAGAGGAUGAGAAGGAGGAGGAGGAGGAGGAGAAGGACGAUGUCUAACAGCGCCGCCAAGAUCAGCUUUGUCACUAGUUCGAUAGUUCAGCCCACCUGUUUGUGGUUACUCUGCGUCAGUACAUGGAAGUAAACGC
Molecule: messenger RNA, 1541 nt
Organism: Salpingoeca rosetta
Lineage: Eukaryota; Choanoflagellata; Craspedida; Salpingoecidae
Exons: 12
Coding region: 434-1378 (314 amino acids)
Source: RefSeq, a predicted model, not a curated record